AACCUUCCCCCAUAACCAUCACCCCAAAAAGUCUCCCCCACUACUCUCCAUUUCUCUUAUAAAGCAACUCAAAAUCCGAUCAACAUAUUCAGUUAUCUCAAAAAACCUCUCACUGUGUGUGAAGAAGAAGAAGAAGAUGCCUGAAUUCAUGAAAUCUAAAACAGUUCAAACAACACUAGCAGUAGCAGAUGCGCUUUCCUUUUACUGUGCGAUUACAAUAGUAGCACUCAUGCUCACCGGCGCUUUUAGAGAUGAUCAGAAUUUCAGUUAUUCUCUCAGCACCACCGCCGGAGGAGGAGGAAACAGGCUGCCGGUGCUGAACCGCCGGCCAUGUGAUGAGAUAUACGUGGUCGGAGAAGGAGAAACUCUUCACACCAUAAGCGAUAAGUGUGGAGACCCGUUUAUUGUGGAAAAAAACCCUCAUAUCCAUGAUCCCGAUGAUGUUUUCCCUGGCCUCGUCAUCAAGAUCACCCCUUCUUCUUCUUCUUCUUCUUCUGGUUCAUAAAUCAGCAGAUUUUCUUUUUCUUUUUGUAAUUUGAUAUCCCUCGUUAUGUAACAGAUGUGGAGAAUUGAUCAAUGAUAACAUAUAUACUAGUUCUUAUUAUCAA
Lactuca sativa (garden lettuce) is the source of this 608-nucleotide messenger RNA. Lineage: Eukaryota; Viridiplantae; Streptophyta; Magnoliopsida; Asterales; Asteraceae. The record is from RefSeq and is a predicted model, not a curated record.